UAUUUAAGACGAGUGUCAACCAAUCCGGGUCUCUCGUUUUCAACUAAAGCAUGCCAUCUUGGUUGGUUCUCCGGCGAUCUCCACCCCCCAUGCGUUGUAUGGCCAUAACCCAACUCCGCCGUUUUAGCCAUUUAAAUGGAACUGAGGUUAAGCGGGAUCCAGAAAGCACUCCAAUAUCUUUUCUCAAAUGGGUUGGUGGAAUCAUUACCAGUUCCACUUUAGCUUUCGCAUGUUACUCCUAUUCUUCCUACAAUUACCCAUCUUUGUCUUUUUCUGACACAUCACAGUCUCUUGACCAUCAUCAACCAAAGUAUCUAUUUGGAGAUGCUUACAGAAGAAAAGUAUUCUUUAAAUAUGAAAAGCGUAUUAGGAUGCGAAGUCCUCCUGAAAAGGUGUUUGAGUACUUUGCAUCUUUUGAAGCCCAUGAUGGAGAAAUAUUUAUGACACCAGCAGAUCUAAUGAGAGCAGUUGUUCCUGUGUUCCCUCCAUCCGAAUCACACCUCGUGAGAGAUGGAUAUCUCAGAGGUGAAAGAAAUCCGGGUGAACUGCGAUGUGCCCCAUCAAAAUUUUUCAUGCUUUUUGACACAAACAGUGAUGGCCGCGUAUCUUUCAAAGAGUAUAUAUUCUUUGUCACCCUGCUGAGUAUCCCUGAAUCGAGUUUUUCUGUGGCAUUCAAGAUGUUUGACCUUGACUGUAACGGAGAGAUAAAUAUUUAUGAAUUCAAGAAAGUAAUGACCUUGAUGCGAGCUCACAACAGGCAAGGUGCUCAUCACAGUGAUGGACUUCGAGGAGGGCAUAAUUUAGGUGGUCAUAUAGACAGUGGAGGCCUAUUACAAGACUUCUUUGGUGAAGAUGGAAAGAAACGCCUCCAAUAUGAUACAUUUGUCCAAUUCUUGAGAGAUCUUCAUGAAGAAAUGCUAAAAUUGGAGUUUGCCCACUAUGAUUACAAGUUUCGGGGGACCAUUUCAGCAAAGGAUUUUGCCCUGUCCAUGGUUGCUUCUGCUGAUUUGAAGUACUUAAACAAGUUGCUUGAUCGAGUUGAUGAUAUAGAUAAUGAACCACAACUAAGUCAUAUUCGGAUUUCAUUUGAGGAAUUUAAAAGUUUUGCUGAGCUGCGCAAGAAGUUGCAACCAUUUUCACUGGCACUUUUCUGUUUUGGGCAAGUGAAUGGUCUUUUGUCUAGAAGUGAUUUUAAAAGAGCUGCUUCUCAAGUAUGUGGAGUCUCUCUCACUGAUAACAUGAUAGAACUUGUCUUUCAUGUUUUCGAUACAAAUUGUGAUGGAAGUUUAAGCUCAGACGAGUUUAUUCGAGUUUUAGAGAAGCGAGCACGGGAUAUUGCUGAGCCAACCGAAGCAGGUAUCCUUAACUUUAUGUCUUGUCGUGGGAAUUGCACACGAAACUACAAAUCAUACUUGCUUUCUUCAUGGUCAACCUCUUGUUGAUGGGAUGGGAUGAGGACCUACAGGACUAUUGGUGAAGUCAUAUCUACUUGAAUGGUAUCCUGGAUAUUUAUUUAUUUUUGUUCAAGUAAACCGUAUGAAGGGAUCUUUGGCACAACAAGAACUGGCGUGUUUUACGGUUCAAGUCAUGAAAACAACUCUGGCAAAUAGCAAAAAGGUUACGUCGCCUACAGACUUAAUGUGGUCUGCACUUCCCUGAACCUUGUGCAUGGGGGAGAGUUUAGACCACCGGGUGGCCUUUAAAUAAACUGUAUCAAUAGCGACAAACAACUGAUGUCUUCUGCUACUUAUUUCCAGAAAAAUUGUUCGUAACGUUAGGGUUUGAUCCUUGGUAGUUUAUAAAAGGCCAAGUAUGAAACUGUAGCAGGAAGUCUUUGAGGUGUUGUACCUGGAUAGACUUCGAAAUUGUACAUAUAAUUAUGUCGCCAUUAUGAGUGUAACAUGCUGCAAGUUUGAUGUUAUUCAAA
Molecule: messenger RNA, 1927 nt
Organism: Solanum dulcamara
Lineage: Eukaryota; Viridiplantae; Streptophyta; Magnoliopsida; Solanales; Solanaceae
Product: calcium uptake protein, mitochondrial-like
Exons: 7
Coding region: 51-1442 (463 amino acids)
Biological process (GO): calcium import into the mitochondrion; mitochondrial calcium ion homeostasis
Cellular component (GO): uniplex complex
Molecular function (GO): calcium ion binding
Source: RefSeq, a predicted model, not a curated record